AUGGGCAAUUCGGAAUCGAAAAAAACAGUAGUGGCAAUUGAAAUUGGGAAUGUAAAUUCUGGAUAUGCUUAUGGUAUAGGUAAUUAUAAAGACUGUCACAUAUACACUGCCACACAUGGUUAUGGCCUUCCAAAAGACCGUGUUCCAACAGCUUUGCUUUUGAAAAAUAACGCUUUUGAUGCAUUUGGGUAUUGUGCUCAAGAUAAAUUCAUGUCGCUUACGCUGCAGGGGGAUAAUCUUGAAUACAAGUAUUUCAAUAAUCUGAAUAUUAUUGAAAGGAAUGGCGAGUAUUAUAUUUGUGACAUACAGGGAACGGAAAUGCUAGCUGAUGAUAUAUAUGCUAUAAUCAUCAAAUACUUGUAUGAUUCGUGUAUGGAGCAAGUUGCAAAUAACCGACACAAUAACACAACGACAAUUUUAAUUCUAUGUGUAUCAAACGAGUCUGAAACAAUACGCGAUAUUAUACAAUCGGCUUUGGAAAAAAUCGAAACUAAAGAUAAUAAAAGAAUAAAAGAUAACACACGCAUAGUCCUUGAUACAGAUGCAGCCGCUGCAUAUUGUAGAUAUCAAGCUUUGCUGAUGAAACGUCCGACAUUCAUCCUUGUGAACCUUGGUGGGUAUACAUCAAAAUUCUGCUGUCAAAAAGUCUUAAGUAAAGGCAGGUACAAAGAACUAAAAGAUGCUUCUGCUUUGCCACACGGAGGUGAAACUGUUACUGAUGCUUUCCUACAUGAGCUUGGAAAACAAAUAAGCAACCUGGACUGGAAUGAGUUCAAAAAUACAAACUAUUAUGAUUAUAUGUACACAAGACAAUCUUUCGAUGAAAAUAAACAUAAAUUUUCUGACCACACCGAAUCCAUGAUCAUAGAUUUGCCAUUGUCUGUCGUCAAAUUAUUUGAAACUAGUAAAAUGGCAUCCAGUAGCGAUGGGCUGGCUUUCACCAAAGACAGCAAAAUGAUAAUAACACAAGAAAAGAUGGCGAGUUUGUUUAGUGAAUCGUUGAAAGAGAUUGUUUGCAAGAUUGAAACAUAUGAGGACGUCAACGAACAAAACGACGUUCUCGUUUUUCUAGCUGGUGGCUACUCCGAAUCUUCUUAUGUGCGGGAUUUCAUAAAAAAGGCAGUGGAACCAAAACGAGCUCUUCUAGUUCCAGAUCCUAGCCUAGCUGUCAUGAAAGGUGCUGUUAGGAUGGGAUUUGAACCCACCAUGAAAUCUGUUUUUACAUAUGGAUUUAUCAGACCAGAUAACCCUGAUGACAGUCCAAAUUUCACUCUCAUAACUCGUAAAGGAAAGUCAGUUUUUUUUCAGAAGAUAAUCAGUAGACGGCAAAUAUUAGUAAAUGAUACUCCAUUUUUGACAGACCUACAUAUUCAAGACGAUGAAAGGCACUGCUCGAUAAUUCUUUACAAAACUAGGAAAGAUGGCUCAGAGCACAAAGAUAGUGACUUUAUACAAGUUGAAGAAAUAAGUCCUCCGGAAAACGGCUGGAAUGAAAUAGAAACAGUCGAAGUAAAAGUGACACAGAUAAUAAUCCACGUUUCACUAUGA
Mercenaria mercenaria is the source of this 1548-nucleotide messenger RNA. RefSeq lists its product as uncharacterized. Bases 1 to 1548 code for a protein of 515 amino acids. The record is from RefSeq and is a predicted model, not a curated record. The transcript has a single exon. NCBI's taxonomy places the organism in Eukaryota, Metazoa, Mollusca, Bivalvia, Venerida, Veneridae.